CAACAAAUAAUCAACAACACCCCCCCACUCCAUCUCUUGCUUCUUCUUCUCUCUCUCUCUCUCUCUCUCUCUCUAUUCCUUCACUUCAACAUAUUCAAAUCCCACCUUGUAAGUUUCCCCUUCUCUCUCUCUCUCUCUCUCCUCACAGCAAAAAAAGAAAGAAAACAAGAAUAGAAAGAAGUAGUGCUUCUAAGCCCAGCACUUUGGGGAAUUGGGUUCUUCUCCUUUUCUGGGUUACCAACCAAAGACCUUCAAGUAAAGAGGAGUAUAUUAUGGGAGAUCACCUCGCCCUGCUCGUCGAUCGCCUUCUAACGGAGUCGACGCUGGAAGCCGCGAUCGAGAGCAGGAAACGCGCCCAGAUCGGGCAGUCUGCAGAAUGGGGGAUCGAACAUGCGACCUCGACGGACGCCAGCCCGCCGAGCAAAAUGGUGGAGUGUAGGAUUUGCCAUGAUGAGGACUUUGACAGCAACAUGGAGAUCCCCUGCUCAUGCUGUGGAAGCUUGAAGUACGCUCACAGAAAAUGCGUGCAGCGGUGGUGCAACGAGAAGGGCGACACAACUUGCGAAAUUUGCUUGCAGCCAUUCAAGCCGGGAUACACGGCUCCGCAGCAGCUGUUUCACUACGGCAGCAUACCGAUGAAUUUCAGAGGGAGCUGGGAGAUUUCGCGGAGAGAUGUUCACGAUUCGCAGGUCAUAACGAUGGUUCCUUCGGAGCUCGGUCGCGUAAACUCCGACUCCGACUACGACAACGACAACGACGACUACUCCUACCUGAGAUCGCGAAGCACCGCGUGCUGUCGAUCUGUCGCCGUAAUCUUCAUGGUUCUGCUGGUUCUUCGGCACAGUCUGCCCUUCGUGAUCAGCGGAGCCGAGCAGUAUUCCUUCGCGCUGUUUUCACUCCUUGUAUUGCGGAUUGGGGGAGUGCUCUUUCCGGUUUUCGUAAUGGUGCGAGCAUUAGCCACUUUUCAUCGGCGUCGUCGCCAACAGGAAGAUCGAGAAGUGCACAAUUCGUCAUCCGAAACCGAGCCCGAAAAUAUUCGAUUCAAUUCGCAUCUCGUUCGAGCGCACUAACGAAUCGGCUGGCGAAUUUUAAAAAAUGGCACCGAAAAA
Ananas comosus (pineapple) is the source of this 1109-nucleotide messenger RNA. RefSeq lists its product as uncharacterized. The coding region runs from base 273 to 1070 and encodes 265 amino acids. The transcript is spliced from 9 exons. Gene Ontology annotation, cellular component: membrane. Gene Ontology annotation, biological process: protein ubiquitination. Gene Ontology annotation, molecular function: zinc ion binding; ubiquitin-protein transferase activity. The record is from RefSeq and is a predicted model, not a curated record. Lineage: Eukaryota; Viridiplantae; Streptophyta; Magnoliopsida; Poales; Bromeliaceae.